AUUCCUCAAAUCAUAGUAAACAUGGCACCAUCAAUGAAACCAACGAAAAGGUACGUAAUAUUGUAACCCUAAUCACGUACGUAAUUUAUUCCUUUUUUUUUUUGUUUUUGUUUUUCUAUCAAAUUUAAUAAAUGCUCAUUACAUUUUCCUCCAUUAUUUUCCAAAUGCAUUUUUUAGGGUACGAAUGGCAAAAGAUUGGACAAAGAGCCUCUAACCAUAAGUGAACCUAUUAGCACGUUAGGGUUUGAUAAGGGGAAGAGCAUGGUGGAGGAUAAUAGUCAAGGUUUCUUUUCACUAAGGCCAAACAAGUCAAGGAGUACGAGUUGUACUCCUACUAGAAGAAGAUGUAAGACACCAACUCCAACAACAUCAUCAUCAUCAUCAUCAUCAUCAUCCUCGUCCAGCAGAAUUAGCAAUGAAAGGAGAAGGAGCAAAACACCAAACUUGACUAGGACUACCAGCAAAAUUAGGAGUAACUCUGAGGAUUUGGAUCGCCAAUUCUCCAACUUUGUGUUGAAGAACAGGAGCAGAAGAUGCACCUCCGAAACCCACAUCAACAUGGCUGCUGCUGCUGCUUCUAGUUCUACCGGCUUAUCGAGAGAUACGAGCAAGAGGAGCACCACUCCCAUCGUCUUCUCUCAGUCGCCGGAGAGGAAGAAACCUCCGCCCGUCGAGAGGAAGCUCGAAUGCACGCUUGAGGAGUUGCUUGAUGGCUGCCUGAAGAAGAUCGUCAUUACAAGAAAUGUCAUUGCAGAAACCGGGAUAAUAGUCCAAGAAGAAGAGACAUUAUGGAUAAAUGUGAAGGCCGGAUGGAAAAAAGGGACAAAGAUCAGAUUCGAAGGAAAGGGAGAUGAGAAACCAGGGUUUCUUCCAGCUGAUAUAAUCUUGUGUAUUGAGGAAAGAAGGCACCCUUUAUAUGAAAGGGAAGGUGAUGAUUUGGAAAUAGUGGUUGAGAUCCCUCUGGUGAAUGCACUCACUGGUUGUUCAAUCCCAGUCCCUCUAUUGGGAGGAGAUAAAAUGACCCUUUCCUUUGAUGAUAUCAUAUACCAUGGCUAUGAAAAAGUUAUUAGAGGACAAGGCAUGCCUAACAACCCUAAACAACAUGCCAGCAGAGGCGAUCUUCGGAUUAAAUUUCUCGUCGACUUUCCGGUGGAGCUCAGCAAUGAACAGCGAGCAGAAGCUGCUGCCAUUUUAUUGCAAGACAGUUCUUGA
Molecule: messenger RNA, 1212 nt
Organism: Humulus lupulus (European hop)
Lineage: Eukaryota; Viridiplantae; Streptophyta; Magnoliopsida; Rosales; Cannabaceae
Exons: 2
Coding region: 262-1212 (316 amino acids)
Cellular component (GO): cytosol
Molecular function (GO): protein-folding chaperone binding
Source: RefSeq, a predicted model, not a curated record